AUGGCGUUUAAAAAAGACAGUAAGAGCAAACGGGAUGACGCCAUUUCCGUCGCUCUCGAUUCUGCCACCGAAGCGACACCGCUUCUAGUAUCGCCAGUUGCGGUAGCCUCCGGAAGUGGUACUCCGAGUGCAGGGAAUGGCGAGUCUAGUGAGGAGUCGCUACCCAAAUUGCAGAUAUUCCUACUGUGCUAUGCGCGUCUCGUUGAGCCUAUCGCGUUCUUCUCCAUUUUCCCAUAUAUCAACAAUAUGGUACAGAAGAAUGGCAACUUGAAGGAAGAAGACGUAGGUUUCUACGCUGGCAUGAUCGAGUCCUUCUUUUCGCUCACUCAGAUGGUCGUGAUGAUGUUUUGGGGACGAGCAGCCGAUCGCUGCGGUCGUAGGCCCGUGCUCGUAUCGUCUCUACUCGGCGUCGCCAUCUCAGUCUCAUUGUUUGGACUUGCGCAAUCCAUCUGGCAGAUGAUUGCGUUGCGCUGCAUAGCCGGCGCCUUCGCGGGUACUGUCGUUACUAUCCGCACCAUGAUUGCCGAGCACAGCACGCCGCGUAACCAGGCUCACGCUUUCAGCUGGUUUGCCUUCGCAGGCAAUGUCGGCAUGUUUCUCGGCCCCCUGGUCGGCGGUGCGCUUGAGGACCCGGCACACCAGUACCCCUGGGCCUUCGGUGGUGUGCCGUUCUUCGAGAAGUAUCCCUACGCACUACCAUCGAUUGUCGCGGGAUGUAUCGGCUUAUCAGCCAUGGCAAUUUGCGCUCUAUUCAUCAAAGAGACGUUAAAAUCAAGAAAUACUCAAGGCGCAAAUUCUAGUGGUGGUGAAGCAGGCACAACGACUAAACCCGCGCCCCCUUCUACCCUAGAGCUUAUCAAAUCCCGCGGUGUCGGCAUGGUAUUGUAUAUCUAUGGGCAUUCGAUGAUUCUCGGUUACGCAUACACUACCGUCAUCCCUGUGUUUUGGUAUACAUCUGUGAAACUUGGAGGCCUCGGCUUCGUUCCUUCAGAGAUCUCCUUUUGUAUGGGCCUAACCGGCUUAUCUCAGGCCGUAUGGCUGCUCUUCGCAUUCCCGGCCCUACAACGUCGAUAUGGAACCAAUGGUGUCAUACGCGGCUGCGGAAUCGCGUACCCCUUCUUUAUCGGUGCUAUGCCUUUCCUCAACCUGAUCCUGUAUCAAGGAACACCCGUCUCUCAUACUGCGUUCCUGAUCCUGCUUUUCACCCUGCUAACAAUCGGCCUGGGAGUCAGCAUGGCCUUCACCGCAGCCCUGCUAGCAUUAACCGACGUAUCACCAUCUCCCGAGACUCUAGGCACGCUCAACGCCAUAGCUCUAACUAUUGCAAGCGGUCUUCGCUCCUUUUCUCCCAUGCUGUUUAACAGUCUGUUUGCUUUAAGCGCAAAGUAUCAGCUCCUCUGGGGCUAUUUCAUAUGGUUCAUCGUGGUUAUUCUGGCCUCUGCUUUCACUGUUGCGACAAGAUAUUUACCGGCGGCUAGUGAGAAGACCCACGAUCCUCCGGCUGGGCAGGCCGAAGAUAAUAAUUAA
Molecule: messenger RNA, 1527 nt
Organism: Daldinia caldariorum
Lineage: Eukaryota; Fungi; Ascomycota; Sordariomycetes; Xylariales; Hypoxylaceae
Product: MFS general substrate transporter
Exons: 2
Coding region: 1-1527 (508 amino acids)
Biological process (GO): transmembrane transport
Molecular function (GO): transmembrane transporter activity
Source: RefSeq, a predicted model, not a curated record